Molecule: messenger RNA, 687 nt
Organism: Penicillium psychrosexuale
Lineage: Eukaryota; Fungi; Ascomycota; Eurotiomycetes; Eurotiales; Aspergillaceae
Exons: 2
Coding region: 1-687 (228 amino acids)
Source: RefSeq, a predicted model, not a curated record
AUGUCAGAGUUGAUUGGUUGCUUAGUGGGUGGGCUCUGUGAUAUAUCCGACAAAACCAGGGUCAAGACUUGUGACGAGGAGUUCAUUCUCUGGCGAGUGCACGACGAUGCCUUGAGCACGUCACAACAAACCCCUACCGCAUCGUCUACCACCCAGCCAAGUCUUAUCAUUCCCACUCUGUCUACCACCGCUAUAUAUAUAGUACAGGCACACCAGAAGCAACUCGUCGAUUAUCAGCAUUCGGUCGAUGGAUCCAAAGCUACAUGUUAUACCACCAAUGUCACGGUGUCACCCCGUGCUUCCUCCAGAACAGAGAACAUUUUGUGUGGCGAACACGGAGUUCCUACCGCCAUUGCACCGACAACUAUCUGGCUUGCUUCCAAGUACGAUGUCACCUAUGCCCAGCAUCGCCUCUCCCACCCCGGAGCAAAAGUCCAACCAACGAAACGGGCGAAGCAGGCUUCGAAAGGGGAACACCCAGCGAUGGGGUCCCCAGGAGAUUUACGGAUGGGAAGCGGAUCGUUCUCAAAGCCAACCGGCUUCACCCCGCCCGGGGACUUCUUCCUCACCCUGGUAACGGUAUCAACUCGGCGCUCUGCUCCCUACCUACUUCCGACAGGUCAAGAGCGAAGCACGUGGAAACCCGAAAGAAGCUGUGGAUGGUGGAGUUAUAUUCAAUCGAAGUGA